Messenger RNA from Panicum hallii, 921 nucleotides. Its product is annotated as probable glutathione peroxidase 4. The transcript has 6 exons. The coding region runs from base 126 to 635 and encodes 169 amino acids. Gene Ontology annotation, biological process: response to oxidative stress. Lineage: Eukaryota; Viridiplantae; Streptophyta; Magnoliopsida; Poales; Poaceae. The record is from RefSeq and is a predicted model, not a curated record. Gene Ontology annotation, molecular function: glutathione peroxidase activity.
UCUCUCUCCAUGCUAGAAAAAGGUUACACGAGAAAAAAAAUCAAACCAAGAGACGGGGAUUCGAGAGAGUUCCGCCCGGGUAGGGAAGGGAAGAGGAGGCCAAGGGGAGGAGGAGCCGAGGCGGGAUGGGGGCGGUCGAGUCCGUGCCGGAGACCUCCAUACACGAAUUCACCGUCAAGGAUUGCAACGGCAAGGAAGUGAGCCUGGAGACCUACAAGGGGAAGGUUCUCCUCGUCGUCAACGUCGCCUCCAAAUGUGGGUUCACGGAGACCAAUUACACGCAACUGACGGAGCUUUAUCAGAAGUACAGGGACAAAGACUUUGAGAUAUUAGCAUUCCCCUGCAAUCAGUUCUUGCGGCAAGAGCCAGGGACUGCCGAGCAGGCAAAAGAUUUUGCUUGCACCAGAUUUAAAGCGGAAUACCCAGUUUUUCAGAAGGUGCGUGUAAAUGGUCCAGAUGCUGCGCCGGUCUACAAGUUUCUGAAAGCGAGCAAGCCUGGUUUGUUUGGGUCAAGAAUCAAAUGGAAUUUUACUAAGUUUCUCGUUGACAAAAAUGGGAAGGUCAUUGAAAGAUAUGCAACUUCGACCACUCCAAUGUCAAUUGAGAAGGACAUCCAGAAGGCCCUUGAGGAAUAGAUCUCAUGUCCUCGGAUCUCAUCCACCACCCACUUGCAGAAGUAGGCGCUUGCAAAAAUUAUUCCGUUGUAGCAAUAUUUUAGACACCUUUGCUUUCUGUAGUACAUUUCUGUAUUAUUACCCUGAUCUUCACCUUCAUGCUCGUCGUGUCUUUGUUUCCUUUUGUGUAAGUAGAUGUUGUAUUGACUAGCCACCAUCUUCUCCAUCCUGCUCUCUUGCGGCUUUUUUUUCAUGGAUGCAAACUAUACAACACUGGUGAAGCAUUGUAGUUCAAGGUUUGUGCUUA